AUGAGCGCGCCCCGGAUCUGUCGUGCCUCUCUACAGGCCAAUUGGCAUGUCACCACCUUCUCCAGAGGCAUCAAAAGCAAAGCGCGUCGACCAGCACAAUCAACCACCAAACCAAGUCCAUCACAGAGACAGGCACCCCCUAAAUCUGAGCUCCAGCGUUUCCAAGAACGCAUCCGCACAGAGAAGGAAGCCACACAAAAGAAAACUUACCAUGGCAUCUCACCACGCGUGCUCACCUUCCUGGGCAUCACAGCCCUCACUAUCAGCACGUACACGGGCUACCUGUACGCGUCGUACACGCGCGAAGUCAGCAAAGCGCAAUCCCUCGAUGUCCCCACCGACGUCUCGGAUCGGUACAACUCGACCGCGCCUACUUUCGACGCCGAGGUCGAAUUGUCCGAGAAAGCCAUGCGCAUGGGUACCAAGCGCGCCGACCUCGUCCACAUGGCGCGCGGCGAUGUGCUAGAGGUGAGCUGCGGUACGGGUCGGAAUUUGGAGUACUACGAGCUGGGCGAGCGGCGUGGGGUUGAUACGGACGGGAAGGGAGUGAUUAAGGGAUGUCGGACGUUGACGCUGGUGGAUUUGAGUUCGCAGAUGGUGGCGAUUACGGAGGAGAAGUUUCGACGGUUGAGGCCGGAGUUUACGAGGGUGCUGUUUCGUGCACAGGAUGCCGCGAAGGUUGCCGUUGAGAAGCCUGUGACGACGACGAAGACAGCCAGGGAUGCUGGUGAUGAAGAUCGAGAUCGGUACUACGAUACUAUCGUGCAAACGAUGGGAUUGUGCUCGAUGCCGGACCCCGUGGCGACGCUGAAGCAUCUGGGCUCGAUUACGGAGCCUAGUCGGGGUCGCAUCUUGCUUCUGGAGCAUGGGCGGUCGUAUUAUGGCUGGUUGAAUCGGAUUCUGGAUAAUCUGGCGCCGGCGCAUGCUGACCGACACGGUUGUUGGUGGAAUCGGGAUAUCGGGGCUAUAGUGAAGGAGAGUGGGUUGGAGGUGGUGGAGGAGAAGCGCUGGCAUUUUGGGACGACUUGGAAGUAUGUUCUACGGCCAAGACAGGAUCACGGUGAGAAGGAGUGA
Messenger RNA from Penicillium daleae, 1074 nucleotides. Its product is annotated as class I SAM-dependent methyltransferase. NCBI's taxonomy places the organism in Eukaryota, Fungi, Ascomycota, Eurotiomycetes, Eurotiales, Aspergillaceae. Bases 1 to 1074 code for a protein of 357 amino acids. The record is from RefSeq and is a predicted model, not a curated record. The transcript has 2 exons.